AUGGCACAAAAAGAACCCCCACCGUUUAUUUGCUUGAUAUCAGAAAGCGAAAGUGGGACUGAUAAAUCAAAAAGCCAAAGCUCAUCAUUAAGAUCUAAACAAAAGAAAAGUGCCGCAUCAACUCCUAAGAAAAACAAAAAAUCAGAAUCAAAACCCAAGAAAAACAAAAGUUCUAAAUCAGUCUCUAACUCCCCUCAGCAAAAAUAAUUUAUUCACUCAUAAGGGGAUUUAAUUUUUUUCAAAUUAAAAAUCUAUUUACAAAAAGUAGUAAUAAAAAUAAUUGAAUUUUUAAAUUUCAAGCUGUUAAAAUUUAACAGAACUCGUUUGAGGGUUUCAUAAUAAUUUCCCUUAUAUGUUUAAAUAUUUUUUUUAAAUUUUAAAUUAGAAAUUUUUUCCCCCUUAACGCAGUUGUUUAUUUCCCAAAGAAUAGGAAUUUUUUUAAUAUUUUCUCUAAGAUGGAGUAAGGAAAGCAAAUAUUGAGACGAAUUGAAAUCUCUGGAGGAAAAUAAUGAAUCCAACGAGGAGGAAGAAGAUCAGUCUGAUGUAUCUAGCUAUGUGUCUGAAGAGUUUGAUUUUAGCGAAUUAGAAUAUUUAUCAGAUAGAGAAGAAGAAAAUCCUCCUAAGAAGAGGAAAAAAAAUAAAAAUAAAGAAAGAGUCUCUUCUUCCAGCCCUUCACCUGAAAGAGAUGAAGGCUAUUUGCUAAGAAAAAAAUAUAGAGAUGUAGGGCAAUUUCAAUGUAAAGUGUGCGAUCAAAUUGUACCGAGUCUUAGAGCGUAUAAGAGUCAUAAAAGCAUACGAAAAAGUAAAUGCCAUAAAUGCAAAGAAAUUUUUUUGUGCAACCAACAAAUGAACUGGCACACAGUGGACUGCAAGAAAAAUCCGAACAGAAAAUGGCAAAAUUGUGGUAAGAGACAGUAUCCACGAUAUUUGAAAGGAAUAGAAGCAGUUAUAAGGAGAGCUGAAAAAUAUCCUCCUGUAGAAACAGCACUCACUGAUUAUGAGCCAUAUCAGAUUGGAUUUAGAAAAUCGUAUCGAUUUUUGGAUAACUAA
Messenger RNA from Blepharisma stoltei, 1050 nucleotides. NCBI's taxonomy places the organism in Eukaryota, Ciliophora, Heterotrichea, Heterotrichida, Blepharismidae. The record is from the annotation of a GenBank genome assembly.